This is a messenger RNA of Neltuma alba, 1629 nucleotides long. RefSeq names its product phosphoribulokinase, chloroplastic. NCBI's taxonomy places the organism in Eukaryota, Viridiplantae, Streptophyta, Magnoliopsida, Fabales, Fabaceae. Gene Ontology annotation, molecular function: ATP binding; phosphoribulokinase activity. Gene Ontology annotation, biological process: carbohydrate metabolic process. The coding region runs from base 141 to 1367 and encodes 408 amino acids. The record is from RefSeq and is a predicted model, not a curated record. The transcript has 5 exons.
AAACUCCUCCUCCUCCUUGGAAUGUUAUCCCCAAACUCUCACACUAAUCCUCAAAAUUCUUAAACUCACUCCCUCUCUCUCAUUCCUCUUAAGUUCUUCCUCCUAAGAGAGACAGAGAGAGAGGGAGACUGAGAGAGAAAAUGGCAGCUUGCACAGUGUACACAACACAAUCUCUCAACACAAAUUGUUCCUUCACAACCCGAUCAAAAACCCACCUGGGUUUUCACCAAAAACAGGUUCUUUUCUACAGAAGCAGAACCAGCAGCAACAACAAUAGCAGCAGCAGACGAUGGGUGAUAACAUGCGCUGCAGGUGACUCACAGACAGUGGUGAUUGGUCUAGCAGCAGACUCAGGAUGUGGGAAAAGUACCUUCAUGAGGAGGCUUACCAGUGUGUUUGGAGGCACAGCAGAACCACCAAAAGGAGGGAAUCCAGAUUCCAACACACUCAUAAGUGACACAACCACUGUGAUAUGUUUGGAUGAUUAUCACUCACUUGACAGAAAUGGAAGGAAAGAGAAGGGAGUCACAGCACUUGACCCAAGAGCCAACGAUUUUGAUCUCAUGUAUGAACAAGUUAAGGCCAUCAAGGAAGGAAUUGCUGUGGAAAAACCCAUUUACAACCAUGUCACUGGUCUCUUGGACCCACCUGAGCUCAUCAAGCCACCCAAGAUCUUGGUCAUCGAAGGCUUGCACCCAAUGUUUGAUCCUCGUGUCAGAGAACUAUUGGACUUCAGUAUCUACUUGGACAUCAGCAAUGAGGUGAAAUUCGCCUGGAAAAUUCAGAGAGACAUGGCAGAACGUGGGCAUAGCCUCGAAAGCAUCAAAGCUAGUAUCGAAGCAAGAAAACCCGACUUCGACGCUUAUAUUGAUCCUCAGAAGCAAUAUGCAGAUGCAGUGAUAGAAGUGUUGCCAACACAAUUGAUACCAGACGAUAAUGAAGGGAAGAUAUUGAGAGUGAGAUUGAUACAGAAAGAAGGGGUUAAGCAUUUUAGCCCAGUUUACUUGUUUGAUGACGGCUCUACCAUUUCCUGGAUUCCUUGUGGAAGGAAGCUCACUUGCUCUUACCCUGGCAUCAAAUUCUUCUAUGGUCCUGAAACUUACUAUGGUCAUGAGGUAUCAGUUGUAGAGAUGGAUGGGCAGUUUGACAGACUAGAUGAGCUAAUAUACGUUGAGAGCCAUCUAAGCAACCUGUCAACCAAGUUCUAUGGAGAAGUUACACAACAAAUGUUGAAGCAUGCGGAAUUUCCCGGCAGCAACAACGGCACAGGUCUUUUCCAAACCAUAGUUGGCUUGAAGAUCAGAGAUCUGUUUGAGCAGAUUGUAGCAAGCAGGUCUCAGACACCAGUAAAAGCAGCUAAAGCUUAAAAAAAAAAAAAACUGCCUUCUGUAAACAUGUUGGAAGAAGGCAUGCAAUGAAUCCUUAAAAUGAGUUCUUUUCAUGUUUUGCACUUCUUCCUCCUGUGUCUCCUAUGUUGUUUUUCUGGUCUUGGGCUGUUCCUCUUGUUAAUGAGAACCGUUCUGCAUGUACUUAUUUGAUCUGUUGUAACUCAUGACAUAGAGAAGCAAAAGUAGAGAUGAGUUUUCGGUUUAUAAGUCCACAGAAGAGUGAAACUCGCUUUUCUUUUUA